AUGGACGAAGCACUCAGGCGUCUCAACGGUUCCGCCCCGAUUCCCGAACCCAACCCACAAGACCCAUCGAUCGCCGACAACCAGAAGCGUUGCACCGCCGCCAACAAGAGGACUUUACGCGAAAAUAACCCCGCCGGAGCCAUGAGGUACCGCGGCGUGAGGCGCAGGCCCUGGGGCCGUUACGCCGCCGAGAUAAGGGACCCACAGUCGAAGGAGCGGCGCUGGCUCGGCACCUUCGACACGGCUGAGGAAGCGGCUUGCGCCUAUGACUGCGCCGCCAGAGCUAUGCGUGGGCUCAAGGCUCGCACGAACUUCGUGUACCCGACUUCCCCUCCUCACCCUUCUUCUGCCACCCAACACUUUUUCCCUUCCUUCAACUUCCCCAAACACGCUCAACAACCUUUCAACAAAAUCAACCACCAUAACCGCCAGUUGCCGGUUGCUGCCACUCACGGGAUUGACCUCGCAGCACCCUACCACCGGAACAACCCUUCCUUCAACAUGCUUCUCUUUCGUGACCUUAUUAACUCUUCUUCCACCCCUUCUUUGGUUUCUCCUACUAACCAAUUCUAUGACCAAUUCCCCUACAACAACGCUGGUUCUUCUAUUUCCUCGUAUUCUCCUUCAACACCUACGAUUGGUUCUCUCCCAGGUUGUUGUUUGCUGAAUCCUUGUGGUGGCAACAGUGUUAAUGGUGUUUGUGGCUUUUCUUCCGGGAAGAUGAACACUACUCCCACUUGUGGAAUUAAAGGAACUGAAGUUGAUGAUGUUGGAUCGGGGUUUUUUCCGAGAGAGUCUUCGGAUUCGGGGUUGCUGGAAGAGAUAGUUAAUGGGUUCUUGCCGAAAUCGAAGCCCAAUAAAUGUGAGGGUGCACUAAAAAUGGAGACUUUUUGCAACCCCGAGGAGUUGCUUCCUCCGCUUGUAUCUGAUUGCACGCUCGUUUCCACCGCUCAGUGUUGUAACGAGACGAAGAAGGGACUUGCCAAGAUCGAUAGUUUUGGUUUUACUUCUGAUCACCAAGGCUUUCCCAUGCAAGAAUUUGAUAGUUUUAAUGGGUUUAAUACCGUGCAGGCUAUGCCUCUUGGGAAUGAACAAAUCAUGAUGAAUCAUGCAGAGAACUCUUUCAUUGAAGAUAUUUUUCAGUACCCAGAGCUUCUUAAUGCUUUUGCAGUUAGGAUGCAAAAUGCGUAG
This is a messenger RNA of Abrus precatorius (Indian licorice), 1191 nucleotides long. RefSeq names its product ethylene-responsive transcription factor ESR2-like. Gene Ontology annotation, biological process: regulation of DNA-templated transcription. The transcript has a single exon. Gene Ontology annotation, molecular function: DNA-binding transcription factor activity; DNA binding. Bases 1 to 1191 code for a protein of 396 amino acids. NCBI's taxonomy places the organism in Eukaryota, Viridiplantae, Streptophyta, Magnoliopsida, Fabales, Fabaceae. The record is from RefSeq and is a predicted model, not a curated record.